Molecule: messenger RNA, 3352 nt
Organism: Syngnathus typhle (broad-nosed pipefish)
Lineage: Eukaryota; Metazoa; Chordata; Actinopteri; Syngnathiformes; Syngnathidae
Gene: pde8b
Product: phosphodiesterase 8B
Exons: 23
Coding region: 239-2854 (871 amino acids)
Biological process (GO): signal transduction
Molecular function (GO): 3',5'-cyclic-AMP phosphodiesterase activity
Source: RefSeq, a predicted model, not a curated record
GGCCCAUGAGAUAUCGGCUGACGUCAGAGCUGUCCUGAUUGCAAAAAUGAUCGGUUGCCCGGACGACGACUUGAUCUCAGUGGCCAGUAGAGGCCAUCAGGAAUCUCAAGGUGCCGCUCCAUUCAUUCAUUAGACGCCGCGUAGGAGAGCCAUCGUGCCGGAUCAAAUAUGACAUAGCGGCUGCUGCUUUAGCAGAAAAGGAGGAGGAGGACUGGGACUCGGCUCAGCGGGGGGCGGCAUGGGCUGUGCACCUAGCAUCCACGUCUCGCAAAGCGGCGUCAUCUACUGCCGCGACUCGGACGAGUCCAACUCUCCGCACCAGACCACCACCACCAUCUCGCAGGGGGGCGGCGGCGCGCUGCACGGCCUCUUCAUCAAGACCGACGCAGCCGAAGCUAUCCCGUCUGUCAUCGCCUACCAGAGCCGACAUUCGAGCUUCAACCUCCGCCAGCGUCGGGACACGGGAGGAGGCACGCACGUCCUCAUCGAGGCCGAGACGCAGACGAGCGACGCCGGCGUCAAGCUUUCUUCUUCAGAACAAUGUGUGGGACCCAUGAGAGUGAACCAGGAGCCCAUUCAGGUCUUGCUGGUGUUCGCCACGGAGGACAACCAGAGCGACGCCUUGUGGUGGGCAUGUGACCGCGCCGGUUUUAGGUGCAACAUCGCCCGGACGCCCGAGUCUGCGCUCGAGUGUUUCCUGGACAAACAUCACGAGAUCGUUGUCAUCGACGGACGCCACCCUCGCUACUUUGAACCCGAGGUUGUGUGCCGUAUGAUCCGUGCCACGAAGCCUUCAGAAAACACUGUUCUUCUUGCCGUUGUGCCACAAAAGCCAUCUGACCAGGACGAAACCUCUGUUCUUCCCCUUCUAUGCGCCGGAUUCAGCCGAAGGUUUGUGGAGAACGCCAGCGUGUUGGCGUGCUAUAACGAACUGAUUCAACUUGAGCACGGAGAAGUGAGAUGUCACUUCAAACUCAGGGCUUGUAACUCGGCCUUCGCGGCUCUCGAGAAGUGCCAGGAAGCCGUGGAGAUCACCAGUGAAGACCACGUCAUACAGUAUGUGAACCCCACCUUUGAGCGCAUGAUGGGCUACUGCAAGGGCGAACUGAUCGGCAAGGAGCUGACAGAGCUCCCGAAGAGCGACAGAAACAGGGCGGACAUCUUGGAUGCCAUCAACAGCUGCAUCGAAAAAGGAAAGGAAUGGCAGGGGGUUUAUUACGCCAGAAAGAAAUCGGGUGACAGCGUGGCGCAACAUGUCAACAUAACGCCUGUCGUUGGCCAAGGAGGGAAGAUCCGACACUUCGUAGCCAUCAAGAGGCCGCACCCGGACAACAACAGUCAAGUGCACAAGUAUAACAAGGAGGAUCGGUGCAGUGUUGAAUACUCCCACUCAGAGUGCCACUCUCUACUCCAUCGUGACAGGAGGAAAGACUCGAUGGAUACCAGAUCACUCAGCUCCCGCAGUAGUGACGCUGCCAGUUUACAGAACCGGAGACACUCUUCCGUCGCCAGGAUUCACUCCAUGACCAUCGAGGCUCCCAUCACUAAGGUGAUCAACAUCAUCAAUGCUGCCCAGGAGAAUAGCCCACUGACGGUGGCCGAUGCUCUGGAGCGCGUUCUCGAGAUCCUGAGGACUGCCGAGCUCUACUCGCCUCAGCUGGCAACCAAGGAGGACGACCCACACGCCAACGACCUGGUCGGCGGGCUCAUGAAUGACGGGCUGCGACGGCUAUCUGGCAACGAGUAUGUUUUCACCAAAAACAUGAGCCAAAGCCAGCUGGCACUUCCUGUUACACUGAGCGAUGUCCCUCAGUCCGUCGCUGACAUGCUUAACGAUGAGGAAUGCUGGGAGUUCAACAUCCUCGACUUGGAGGCGGCCACGCACAAAAGGCCCCUGACUUACCUGGGCCUGAAGAUCUUCACCAGUUUCGGGGUGUGCGACUUCCUCGACUGUACCGAGACAUCGCUUCGCUCCUGGCUGCAGCUGAUGGAGGCCAGCUAUCACUCAUCCAACGCCUACCAUAACUCUACGCACGCCGCUGAUGUGUUGCAUGCGACUGCUUACUUCUUACGCAAGGAGAGAGUCAAGAGCAGUCUAGAUCAGCUGGAUGAGGUGGCGGCGUUGAUUGCAGCCACCGUGCACGACGUGGACCACCCGGGGCGAACCAACUCGUUCUUGUGUAACGCCGGCAGCGAGCUGGCUAUCCUGUACAACGACACGGCAGUGCUGGAGAGCCACCACUCCGCUCUCGCCUUCCAGCUCACCAUGCGCGACGGCAAGAGUAACAUCUUCAAGAACAUAGAGCGGAACCAAUUCCGAACGUUGCGGCAGGCCAUCAUUGACAUGGUGCUGGCCACGGAGAUGACGCGACACUUUGAGCACGUCAACAAGUUUGUCAACAGUAUCAACAAGCCCAUGGCGGCCAUCGAUGAGACUGACACCUGUAGCAUGAACAGCGACCGCGAGGGUCAAACCAACCUCAAGAACUCUCCGGAGAACCGGCUGCUGAUCAAGCGAAUGCUUAUCAAGUGCGCCGACGUGGCCAACCCGUGCAGGCCGCUGGAACUCUGCAUCGAGUGGGCGGGGCGCAUCUCCGAGGAGUACUUUGCACAGACGGAUGAGGAGAAGAGGCAGGGGCUUCCCGUGGUCAUGCCAGUGUUUGACCGCAACACCUGCAGCGUGCCCAAGUCGCAGCUCUCUUUUAUCGACUACUUCAUCACCGACAUGUUUGACGCCUGGGAUGCCUUCGCCAGCCUGCCAGAUCUCAUGGAGCACUUGUCGGAGAACUACAAGUACUGGAAGACUCUGGACGACAUGAAGUGUAAGAGUCUGCGUCCUCCGCCGCCAUCUUGACUGCCAACAUGGAGUCUGUCCUCCUCACCCGGGGGAGACAAGCCUCUCUGAGAGAUUUUAAAAAACAAAUAUAUUUUUUGUACAUGCAGAUCCAAGUACAUUGUGGCUUUCAAACUUUUAAUCAGGAAAAGUAUGCGUGUUGAAACCUGCCACCAGGAAAAGUGUGCAUUGAAAACUUUUACAAGUUUCAAGGGUAACAGGCUUCAACACCCAAACUAUCUGGGUUGGUGACUGUUGAAUCACGCACGUCAUAUAAUGGUACAUUACACCAAUUUUACAGUAUAGUUUAAUAGCGCCAUCUAGUGCAUACAAUAAGUCUCUACAGGCUCUCCGGUUUAAAAAAAAAAAAAAGAGAUUAAUGGUCAUGUUUACAUAACUGAUAAAGUGCCAUGUGAAUGAAAGGAGUAUAUGUGAAAAUCAUGGGAAAAGUAAGUUUGGAAAAUAUGUUUACAUGAUAUUUGUAUUGGAGGAAAAAAGUUACAUAACAUGCAAAUCAGA